Messenger RNA from Meriones unguiculatus (Mongolian gerbil), 4847 nucleotides. RefSeq names its product EGF like repeats and discoidin domains 3 (gene Edil3). The transcript has 11 exons. The record is from RefSeq and is a predicted model, not a curated record. NCBI's taxonomy places the organism in Eukaryota, Metazoa, Chordata, Mammalia, Rodentia, Muridae. Bases 628 to 2070 code for a protein of 480 amino acids. Gene Ontology annotation, molecular function: calcium ion binding.
AGGGAGAGGGAGGGAGGAAGGGAAGGAGAAAGAGAGACUGGAGGAGGCAAUAGGAAGAAAAGAAGAGGGAGGGCUGGGGGCGGGCGCUGGGGGAGCCCAAAGCCAGCCUGCAAGGCUCAGCCUCACGCGCGCGCCGCCACUGUUUGUACACAGUGCGCUCUUGGCUUCAGGCUCGCUCCCCUCCAGCUCACGCUUCAUUGUUCUCCAAGUCAGAAGCCCUGCAAGCCGCCGCGGCAGCAGUUUGAGCUAGAGUGCUGGCCGCUUCGCCUGCGGUGGCAGUGAGCGCUCGGAAGUCGGGGAGCCCGGAACCCAGGGAGCCCGCGCUCAGCCCGCUGCGCCUCGGCCAGGACCCACCCGCAGCGCCGGCUGAGCCCCAGCCGCUCUCCAGCGACCCUCCUCCACUCACCCCAGAGCAGGCGAAGCAGGGAAAGGGGCCACCCUUUCUCUCGGGCCGUCACUCUUUAUCACCUUCCCAAGAAUUUGUUUGAGGAAGCUCUGCGGGAGGAAGACAUCCUCUUCAAUCUCUGACAGGGCGGGGUCUACUGCUGUCCUGCAGGGCCCCCUCGCCUACAGUGCCCUCCGCUUCGACCCCGGACUCUCUCGGGGUCACGUCCGAGAGAAGAAAUCAUGAAGCGCUUGGUAGCAGCCUGGCUUUUGGCUGGACUCAGCCUCGGUGUGCCCCAGUUCGGCAAAGGUGAUAUUUGUACCCCCAAUCCAUGUGAAAAUGGUGGCAUCUGUCUGUCAGGACUGGAAGAUGAUUCCUUUUCCUGUGAGUGUCCAGAUGGCUUCACAGAUCCCAACUGCUCUAGUGUUGUGGAGGUUGCAUCAGAUGAAGAAGAGCCUACUUCAGGAGGUCCCUGUAUUCCCAACCCCUGCCACAAUGGAGGAACCUGUGAGAUAAGUGAAGCCUAUCGAGGAGACACAUUCAUAGGCUAUGUUUGUAAAUGUCCCCAGGGAUUUAAUGGAAUUCACUGUCAGCACAAUGUAAAUGAAUGCGAAGCCGAGCCCUGCAGAAAUGGGGGCAUAUGUACAGACCUCGUUGCUAACUACUCCUGUGAAUGCCCAGGAGAAUUUAUGGGACGAAAUUGUCAAUAUAAAUGCUCUGGGCCAUUGGGAAUUGAAGGUGGGAUAAUAUCCAAUCAGCAAAUCACAGCUUCCUCUACCCACCGAGCUCUUUUUGGACUCCAGAAAUGGUAUCCCUACUAUGCCCGGCUUAAUAAGAAGGGCCUUAUAAAUGCCUGGACAGCUGCUGAAAAUGACAGGUGGCCAUGGAUCCAGAUAAAUUUGCAAAGAAAAAUGAGAGUUACUGGUGUUAUUACCCAAGGAGCAAAAAGGAUUGGAAGCCCAGAAUACAUAAAAUCCUAUAAAAUUGCCUAUAGCAAUGAUGGAAAGACCUGGGCAAUGUACAAAGUAAAAGGCACCAAUGAAGACAUGGUGUUCCGUGGAAAUGUUGAUAACAACACACCCUAUGCUAAUUCUUUCACACCCCCAAUCAAAGCUCAGUAUGUGAGACUCUAUCCCCAAAUUUGUCGAAGGCACUGUACUUUAAGAAUGGAACUUCUGGGCUGUGAGCUCUCAGGCUGUUCGGAACCUUUGGGGAUGAAAUCGGGCCAUAUACAAGACUAUCAGAUCACUGCCUCCAGCGUCUUCAGGACACUCAACAUGGACAUGUUUGCCUGGGAACCCCGGAAAGCCCGACUCGACAAGCAAGGCAAAGUAAAUGCCUGGACCUCUGGCCACAACGACCAGUCGCAGUGGUUACAGGUUGAUCUUCUUGUCCCUACAAAAGUGACUGGCAUCAUCACACAAGGAGCAAAGGAUUUUGGCCAUGUGCAGUUUGUUGGUUCAUACAAAUUAGCCUACAGCAAUGAUGGAGAACACUGGACUGUGUACCAGGAUGAAAAACAGAGAAAAGAUAAGGUUUUUCAAGGCAAUUUUGACAAUGACACUCACAGGAAAAAUGUCAUCGACCCUCCCAUCUAUGCACGACACAUAAGGAUCCUUCCUUGGUCCUGGUAUGGAAGGAUUACUCUGCGGUCAGAGCUGCUGGGCUGCACAGAAGAGGAAUGAAGGAAGGGAGCACACAUCCCACAAUGCUUUUCUUUAUUUCCCUACAAGUAACUCCAUGAAAUGAACUGUGCAAAAUCUGAUGGAAACUGAAUGUCUUUUUUUUUUUUUCUUUUUUCUCAUGGAAAAGUGUUCAAAUUAUGGUAGGCUGCUAACUGUCUUUUAAGGAGUUCUAAGCCUGCCUUUUCAAUAAUAUAUUUUUUGUUGUUUUUAUCUCCCAGCCCUCCUAAGUCAUACCACCCUAUCUGUGACUUACUCUCCUUGUUCCAUGAAUUAUAUAAAUUGGUUGAAGUACAAUAGGCAGAGUAAGUCUCCUUUUUACUGCAAAAUAAAGAAAUUCAUAGUCAUCAGAUGAAAUGGUUAAGAGAGAAUUAAGGUCACAUUACAAUGUUAGCAAUAAGUUAUUUUCUGUAAUGAGUUUGGCUUAUCCUGAUUGUUUCCCUGUGCCUAACACUGUUAGUGUUUAUUACAGAGAUUUGGAGAAGAAUAGAUAAUAUGCAGUACCAAUUAAUAUGACAUAUUCCAAUCUUAUUUUCUUUACUUCUAAUAAAAACUAAGUUCCUUCUGCUCACACUUAUAUCGUUUAUAUGUUAUAUAAAUAGGUAAUAUUCUUUUUCAUUGAUUAUUCUCCCUUUAUUUUCCUUAAAGUGUUGUGUUUAUUUAUGAACACAACAUUCAUUAGUGCACUUGAACAGGACUGGAAAAGCAGCUGGUUCCAUGUUUAAUAUCAGCACACUGAACCUAGCUUUUAUUUUUGAAGGAAGCUAUAUAUAUUUCAGUACCAAAGGCUUCUGUUUUCUGAGAAUCCCUUCUUAUCAUUUGGUGAAAGAGAACGACAAAAAUGCCACAGCCCUUGAACUCAAAUCUUCAUUUCUUUGAAAUAAUAGCAUCACUCUCUGUGUAUUUAAUAUAUUAACAGAUAUGUGUGACCCUACUGCUGCACAACUUGGUCAAGUGUACUCAACGUUUGUUUUGUUUUUGUUUUUUUUUUUUUCACAUUCCCACAUUUCUGCAAAAUGAAAUUGUCAAUGCAGUUUAAAACCAGUGGUGGUCUCCCAAGAGAGUGCAUUGCAUAAUUAUAGAUGAGAAGCAAUGAAUUUACUAAUGACAAAGUCAUAAAACGUUUUCAAGAUGAAAAUUGAUUUCUAUUGCUUUGCUUUAAAAAUCCUAGAAAAAAAAGCAAUUAUCAUAAUAAUUUGUCAUUGAUAAUGAAGGCAUCAUUGACAUAUGUCUCAAAUUAAAGCUCACCCUUACUCCAUAAAUGUCCUCCACACCUAAUUUAUAAGCUUUACAAGUAUUUAUUUUAUAAGGCUUAGACACAGAAUUAUUGGAGUUUUAAAUUGAAGGUUCAGGAAAGAAAACGGUGGAUGUGUAUGAAAUGCUAAAGCCCUGCACAACACUGCUAUAUUUUAAAUUUUUGCUUUAAUAUGUGUGCUGCAUAAGGAAAUCCACUACUGUCAUGUCCUGUCUGUCCCCGUGUUCACAGCAUUUCUCAGUGAUGUAAAUAUGGUGUGGUCUUCAAUCACAGUGAAGAAAUGAAAGAGAAAGUCAACCACAUUGCCAUUUUAGAUAACAGCAAAUUCAUUGCUCUGUGGCGGCUAGCAGACCGAAUGUUUGUCCCAAACCCCUGUGCUUACUUCAUCAGGUUAAAAACCUGUUGAUUUUCAGUAUCUAAAAUGCUGAGUAAUUUCCAACAUUUUUUCAAAACAAAACUGUUGUGUCCUCAAUACAAUUGUCCUCGAUAAUGUUUUAAACUAUCAAUUCAGAAUAUUUAAAGUAGCAUUUUCAAUUAAAAUAGGAUUACAUAGAAUUACUUAAGGUCUAAAAGUACAGCAUUUACUGUCUAGCAAUGUUUCUUGUUUCUAUGAGGUAUAACCAUAUUACUAAAUUUGUAGAUGGGUGUUCUUUAUUGCAUAUUCUUAAUAUUUAUACUUAAUAUUCAGUUCUAGAAAUUAUGAAUAAUAUUUUGUGUUGAGAUACUUUUCAAAAUUCCCCUUGAAUUCAUGUGCCAUUUUGAAUUUUGCUUUGUUGCUACCUGUUUAAAGUUUGUUUUCCACAGGAGUUUGGUACUAAUGGAACUUGUUAUCAUUUAGAGAGUCAGUGAGCAGCUUUCUCUGGCUUGUGCACUCUCUCUCUGCUCAGUGAGUGACUUACAGCACAGCAUGCCCAGUGGAUAUGCACUUUCAUUAAGGGUGCAUGCACAUAAUAUAAUGACAAGUAUUGGGAAGCAGCUUUUGUAUCAGUCGUUUCUGCUACAGCUGCAAGCUGAAAUGUCAUAUUUUUAUUCAAUUUUAUUUGCAAAUAAAAUUUUACAAACACAAAACGCAGAAGCACCAGGUCCUCACUAUGUUACAUAAUUAUCAUAAGGUAAUUUUAUAAUUUAGGAAAUUAUGAAUUAAUUAACUUUUAACAUUUCAUUACUCAUUUCAUAUAUGUUAUAUUGUAAUCAUCUGUCAUAGACACUAAUUCCUACUUUAGGGUUGACUUUCUCUUUGUGAAUGUCUUCAUAAAGAUAGGUAUGAAUUUUGAAGAGCAGGUAUUAAUGACUGUAUCUUUGCUAGACAACAAAUUAUGAAAUAUAACAUUGAAUGCUCUCAUCUGGUGUGUGUAUAAGGACAGAAAUAACUAAGAUACACAUAACUUUUGCAACCUUUCAAGCUGUGUAAUAUUCCAAUGUUGUUUUUUUCUUUGUAGAUAUACUUAAAUCAUGUAGGAUGUUGUAAAACCAGUAUGACCCUGUCUAGUCUUCAAACUUAAAAUAAACUUUCAAAAAUCUGUUA